AUGGUGGCGGACUCCGUGGGCACCCCCCCCUCCGGCAGGAGCAACGGACCAUUCGGCGGUCCGCGCCGUAAGCUUCGAUGGCGGACGGAGAUGGGCAGCGCGGGAAGCGAAGGCAUGGCCACGGCAGAGUCAGGGGCUGAAACCCCUAACAUGGCCUGGGCCAGGCGAGUGACGCUCUUGGCAACCCUAUGUCUUAUUUCUUUAGACACUGUCAGCGCCAACAGUGCAGGCGUUGUGCAAGAGAUGAGUGCUGGAGGGUUGUACACUGGAUCAGAACCGAAGUUUGCACCUGAAGACAAUCCAGCAACUUCCCUUGCCAUCGACAGUUGCCACCCCAGUGCAACUAAGAUGGGCAUCAGCUGCAGCAGGGAGGGUUUCUUCAUCUCAGGGUUUCAGGGCACUGUCUAUUGGAAAACCGACGACAUGUUCGAACAAGAAAAGUAUCCUGUGCCAGAAGCGAAGGCCAUAUGCUGCAAUGCGUCGCUGCCCACAGCUGCGCAGCUUCCUCCUGCAGCCAAGGCCAUCUUGCCCCUGGAUGCCGUUCCAGAGGCCAUCAUCUCAGUUGGUUGCCACAGGUCGCGGAGCAUGGAAUGUGAAGAGGGAAGCGUGGGGGACCGAAGCCUUGUUGCUGCCUUCGUUGAUGCAGAUCACCCCGAAUAUAAGCCCAAUAAGUACUACCCAGUCAAUCCCCCUGUCUGCUGCACUCCAGUUUUGCUGAUGUCAAAUGGGCAGGCCUGGGAACUGUUUCGCUGUGACUGCAUCUCAAGCAUGGAAGACAUCCAGUGUGGCGAAAAGACAACGGACAGGUUUCUCCUGGGAUACCAUGGCUGGCAGAGCGAGGGCCAGAUUAUUCCCUUCGCCCCAACACGUUGCUGCAAGCUCUGCAUAGGAGCGGCACCUUACAACAUGUCGCAAUGCACCGACAUGAACCACUGCAGUGGCAAGGGUGUCUGCAUUGCAGGCACGUGCAUGUGCCGAUCAGGGUGGGCAGGUGCAGACUGCAGCGAAUCGAGUGGCCACAAUGCAGGCAGUGACCAGUGGUGGCAGUCGUUCUGGUGGCUGGGCGUCAUCGGGUUCAUGUGUGCAUUCACUGGCCUGUUUGCAACCUUCUGGAUGAUCCAGAGAGCAGAAUGGGCGGAUCGAUCACCCCACCGCCAUGACCAUGACGAGUCACUGCUGCAUUGGGUUGACAUGGAAGGCAGUGCGGGUGGGGAGGACAGCUCAUACACAUCAGCGUCGUCGGCAAGCCGCCGAUCUGUGACGACCAUCAGUGUGGCCUCCCUGGAGGUGGCAUCUGUGGAAGAUGCAGGACAACAGGCCGAUGAACAGGGGUUGCCUGAGCAUACUGUGCGCAGGCCAGGGCCACGGACGAACCAGGAGCAGGGAGAUCAGGAACCUGCAAGAGCCUCACAAGAGAUUGAGGUCGAGGAGGCCCCUGAACAGGAGGAUUUGCAGAAGACAGGGGAUGACCUCACAGAGGAGGAAGGUUUGAUGAAAACCUUGCCCUUCAAUAGCGAAAGUAGCCCGUUGAACACUGUGAUGUGCUCUGUGUGCAUGAUGAGACCUGUGCAGGUCGCCCUUGUCCCUUGUGGCCACAGCAAUUUAUGCAGGAGAUGCUCAAGAAAACUUCAGAGAUGUCCCUUCUGCAGGAAGGAGAUAGCUCGCAGGCAGAAGUUAUUUUUGAGCGGGUGA
Messenger RNA from Ostreobium quekettii, 1692 nucleotides. The record is from the annotation of a GenBank genome assembly. Lineage: Eukaryota; Viridiplantae; Chlorophyta; Ulvophyceae; Bryopsidales; Ostreobiaceae.